AUGCGUCGUGCGCGAAGCUCGACGACGACCUUUCUGCCGGCCGUCAAUGGCCACCCCAUGAUGGCGGAGAGCAAGACCCGGAAGCGGCAACGGCGGCCCCCGUGGCGCGUCUUCGCGGCGGUCGGCGCGGGCGCGCUGCUGCUCCUCUUCUGCCUCGCGGGCCCGCGGCGCGAGCCGGAAACCCCUGGCGUUCGACGGCGGGCGACGGCGACGCGCAGCGACGACGACGACAGCCUCGCCGCCGCGACGCGGACCGCGCCGCCGCGGCCGCGCGCGCUGCCCGCUCAGCCGCCCCGGGCGCCGGCGCGGCGGCGGCGAAACACCGAGGCGCCUGUUCUCGGCGUCGUCGAGGAACAUCACGCCAUCCUGGGCUACCUCGCGCGCCUCAAGACCGCGGGCGGCCUCGCGCAGCCCGCGACGCUGCUCCACGUCGACUCGCACGCGGACCUCGGCGUGCCCCGGCCCUUCCCCGGCGCCGCGCCGCCGCUGUCGCCGCCGCGCGCGCUCGAGGCCUACGCGGAGCCGAACGACUGGAUCCUGCUGGCCGCGCUCGCGGGCCUCGUCGACCGCGUCAUCUUCGUCGAGCCGCCGUGGUCGAACCAAUUGCGGUGCUGCCUCUACGACACGAACGCGACCUUUAGCUUCGUCGUGGGUCUGGACCGCUACGGCGACGUGCGCGUCGACGUGGCCGAGGGCGAGUUCGUGCGGGAGCACUUCGGCCACGUGUUCUGGCGCGACGGCGAGCGGCGCACGGGCGACAGCGCCCACUUCCGGCAGGCGAAGCGCCUCGAGGUGACGGUCGUGGCGGCGGACCACGGGGACGCGCCGGAGGUCGUCGAGGAGGUCCUCGCGCGCGACGACGGAGGCAAGCCGCUCGUCGUCGACGUGGACCUGACGUUCUUCGCCGUCGAGUCGCCGGGCUCGGCCGACGUGCGCGAGCGCUACGGCCUGCGCUACGACGAGCUCGAGACGCUCUACCACCUCGCGUGGGACUUUCCCCGCCUCGACGCGGCCUACUUUAAGCGCGGCGACGCGCGCGCGCGCGACGAGGGCGACGCCAAGGACUACGGCCAGAAGGUCGCGCGCAAGGUCGGCGGCUUCGUGCCGCUCGCGGGCAAGAAGCGCAGCCACUUCGCGGCGGCCUUCGAGCGGGCCCUGGGCGGCCGGAACCUCGAGCCCUGGCGCCUGCGGGCGCUGACGGACUACGCCGCGCGCCUCGACGUGCCGGACCGCCCCGUGACGCCCGAGGCCCAGCGCGAGCUCGAGCUGUUCCUCGAGCAGCCCUUCCACGUGCCCUCGCUCGACCGGCACGCGCUGGACAUGGACUACCUCGUGGGCAAGGUCGUGGAGCCCAUCCUCGACGCGGUCGUCGACGCCGGUCGUGGAGCUCCGGCGCUCGUCGUCGUCGCGCGGUCGCCGGGCUACGCGCCGCCCACGCACCUCCACGAGACGGAGUGCCGCGUGCUCAACUCCCUGGCGCGCCGCUACCGCACGAUCGAGAUCACGCACGAGGCGCGCGUCGACGCGCGGAGGACGGCCUGCGCGCGCGUCCCCGACUUCGAGUACGUCCUCGCCGACGGCGAGCGGGUCCCCCAGUAAUCUUGCUCCACAAACUGUUUAGUAGUAUCACGUCGUGGCUUUCCACGUCAUCUGUUCCACAAAAUGUAAGUGCUGCGAAUUGUGCUACGUCGUAG
This is a messenger RNA of Pelagomonas calceolata, 1694 nucleotides long. NCBI's taxonomy places the organism in Eukaryota, Pelagophyceae, Pelagomonadales, Pelagomonadaceae. The record is from the annotation of a GenBank genome assembly.